UCUUAUAUGAAAGUAGCUCAUCGUCCGAAUUUGCUCAAAAGUUUGUUCCUGUGUCCACUAAGUGCAAAUGUACGAGAAUGAAGCUGAUCAGGAUUUUCAUUGUGAAUGUGUUUCUCCUUCAGACUGUCAGCACCGAAUUUGAUCUCAAUGAAGUUGGUUGUGGUUACUUGUUGGACAAUUACUUGUUGGACAACUCCAGUAUUUCAUUUAGUGCUACAUCCGGGGACCCUGGCCGUCCUUUACUUUCUGGAGAACCAUGGAAGCCGACCACCAUUAACUUUAGGAACUCCUUGACGGUUGACUUAGGAGCAAACUACAGUGUUAGUCAGGUGGUGUGGUCAGGAGACCCUGCAACAGUAGAACAAACAAAUCAGAUGGCAAUUCAGUACAGUUACGAUGGAAUAACAUACGACUGUAGAAGGAAACGACUAGCACCUGCAUCCUGCAAUCCAUACUAUGGGAAUUACCCCCCACCUGCACCAAGUCAGGCAAUAAACGUGGUUAAUCUUGGAAGCGUCGUAACGGCACGUUACUUCAGAUUUGUUCCAAUUGAACCAGAUCCAGGAGUAAAGCCUGGUUCACACAAUUUAAGAAUUGACGUGAAUGGAUGUGUUAAAGGUAUUCCCGAUAUCGAUCUUGUGUUUCUGUUCAGUUCAACUUCUACCAUUUUAGCAGACGCAACUGCAGCUUUUACCUUCAUGAAAAACACAGCUAAAGAAUUUGUGACGCAAUAUGGUAAGACGUAUAUCAGGUACGGCCUGAUCGUCUUUGGUAUUACCGUCAACGAUGUCUUUAACUUCCAGACUACUGCCAGUAUGGAUAAAGCUACUUUGAAGACGUCAAUCGAUGGUUCCAACAACAUCGCUGGUUCAUCUGAUCUGAAAGCUGCGCUUGGAAAUGCAAAAGCAAUGUUACAAGGACCAGGUUCACGACCAAACGCAAGGAAGAUUGUUGUUGUAAUGAUGGACACGGGUUCAGCACAGUCUCAGAAUGAAUUGGAACUUGCUGCAAAAAACCUCAGAGAUAUCGAAGCACUUGUGAUCGGUAUUGGCAUUGGAAGACAGAUUCCAGUACAACAGCUUGAGUGGAUAACUCUAAAUAGGUAUUACGUCAUGCUGUUUCCAUGGACAGGAAGCUUUCGUCAUCUUUGCUUUGGUAUUGCUGUAAGAUGCUUUAAAGAAUUCGACAUCACAUUUGCUAUCGGUGCUGGUUCCACUAAUUCUGCAGCACUUUUUAAACUGAUGAAAGAUACCAUGGGAGCAAUCGUUCUAAAAUACGGGAUGAGAACCAUCCACUACAGCAUUGUUACAUAUGGACUUGGUUCAGCCUCAGCGUCCGUGGUACGUUCGUUCACCUCAACUGGAUCGCUUUCGUCUUCAGAUCUCAAAAAUGCAAUAGAUAGUCUCACUUAUCCAGGGGGUUCUGGGACCAUUGCAACAGACGCUGCACUGAACAGGUGUCAAAGUAGCUUCAAUGAUCCAAGCGUUCAAAGAAGUGCUGAAAAAGACGUUGUUCUGAUGACUGACAAGAGUGCAUCGAUCAGUGCUGCGACUUUAAGAUCCUUGUCGUACACACUAGGGGCCUCAGGAUUAAGAAUCAUUCCCGUCGGUAUUGGAAAUAACAUCGACAGAAAUCAGUUACUAGCCAUGAGCAGCAAUAGUGAAGAUGUUAUCCAUGUAACUGAGGUAGAGACAGCAAAUGCCCUGGAAUUGAAAGUCAUGCACAACGUAUAUCGAC
Actinia tenebrosa (Australian red waratah sea anemone) is the source of this 1737-nucleotide messenger RNA. RefSeq lists its product as uncharacterized. NCBI's taxonomy places the organism in Eukaryota, Metazoa, Cnidaria, Anthozoa, Actiniaria, Actiniidae. The record is from RefSeq and is a predicted model, not a curated record.